UUCAACUUCGACAACUCAAUCACACACGAACACCGUCCGAUUGUAACCGUCUCCCAUAAUUAUCCAAAUUUCCUCUCUGUUAUAACCCAAAAAACCCCGAAAAUUUUGAUCCGCAGAAAUUUUGGAGCUCUAUUGACGGUUCACAUGGCGCCUUUCAGGUUCUGAUUGUUUCUCCAAGAGUUGGGAAAAGUGUUCUGGUCGUCCCCAGGUUCUGCUCAUUCCUUUUCUCAAUCCCUCUUGUUUUCUUUUCAAUUGUCCUAUCGUUUUCGUUUCCGCCAUUGCUGGAAUCUCGAAACAACCUUCUUGUUUUCUUCAUCCAACCAAGAGAUGCCGAGAACAGAAGAGCGGUUUAUAGGAAACGAGAUAGGGGAAAGAGUUCCAGCGGGAUGAAGAAUCUGGCCGACUGGUUUUGAAAUUUCAAUUUGAAUUUCAAUUUCAAUUUGAAACUCGUAUAAUAGAACCCUAGAAAAUAGCAGAGCAUUGCAGGAGGAGGAGGAAGAGGAAGAGGAAGAGGAAGAGGAAGACGAGGAGGAUUGCGACGGAAGAUAAAUAAUGCCGCCUUCUUCAAACGAUACUUCAAACGAUACUUCAAGCGAUACUUCAAACGAUACUUCAAUCGAUACUUCGAAGGAUACUUCAAAGGAUACUUCAAACGAAACUUCAAACGAUACUUCAAAGGAUACUUCAAACGAUACUUCAAACGAUACUUCAAACGAUACUUCAAAGGAUACUUCAAAGGAUACUUCAAAGGAUACUUCAAACGAUACUUCAAACGAUACUUCAAACGAUACUUCAAACGAUACUUCAUCUCCUACAUCGGAUUUUGUUUCAAAUUCAAGUUUGCCGGCUGAAGCUCCGGAUUCUUCUUCUUAUUCUCCGCCGCCGCAAUCAAAUGACUUUACAACGUUCCCACUCAAUGAAGCCGAUGCUCCUGACCCGUCGUUUGUGUCAUCGUCAAUUGAAGCUCCACCUGCCGACCACGAAGGUUCACCAUCUUCCUCACCGUCAGCUUCUCCGGAACCUGAAAGGACAUCGCUGGCCCCUACUAUCGCUUCCAAUUUAAUUGCAUUCGACGAGAGUCCGCCACCGCCUAAAGUUUCUGCUUCACCACCGCCGUCUCCCCAGCCUCCUCCACCGCCGCCUCAUCCACCACCACCACCUUCACCAUUGCCUUCACCACCGCCUCCACAACUGCCUCCAGAACAGUCGGAUGACGUUAUCGUCGUCGAUCCUCCACCUGCCCCUGUUCCGACCAAGAAAAAAUCUUCGGAACAUCGAGGAAGUCCACCUUCUCCAAUAUCUGAGAAUGAUUCCCCUGAUGUGGCGAAUGAAAGCACCGAUCGGGGUUCUAAAAAAGCCAAGGAGCCUCCGCCAUCUGAAUCGACGGAUCCUCUUCCUUCACCAGAAAGUCCGGACGUGAUUCCUUCACCAGGUGCAAACUCGGCGAAGGGGGAACGAACUCGGAGUCGACCUCCAGAAACAAUUUCUCCCGCACCAGAGGAUAACAUUCCUUCACCUCCCAUAGUCACAUCCGCUCGGGCUCCAAACAACUCACCUCCUUCUAUCGACUCAACGCCCGUGAAAUCAACAUUGGGGCAGUCCAAUGCACCAUCGUCUGUUUCAAGUAGUCACACUGAUAUUGCAGUAGGCGCUGCAGUCAUUGGAGUUUUCGUAAUCGCUUUGGUUGCUGUGAUUUUUGUGUUACUAAGGAAGAAGAAAAGACAGGGAAACAUGUAUGGGGGCCCCUACACGCCUCCUAAUAACUACGGUGCUAAAUCGGAUGGAAAUUACUAUCCACAUCAACAUAUGGGCAACUCUGGCUCUGCUGAAGGCUUCUACACUCAGGUCCCACAUACUCCGGUUGGAAAUAGCUUUGGGAGUCAAAAAGGAACAGGAUCCAGUGGCAGUGGAGCAGACUCAGGUGUGAUAAACAGUGCUAAGUUCGUCUUUAGCUAUGAGGAAUUGAUGGAGAUUACGUCUGGAUUUUCGCGUCAAAACAUUCUUGGAGAAGGUGGGUUUGGAUGUGUUUACCAGGGAUGGCUUCCGGCAGGGAGGUCAGUGGCUGUGAAGCAACUCAAGGCAGGAAGUGGACAGGGGGAGAGGGAAUUCAAGGCGGAAGUUGAGAUUAUCAGUCGUGUUCAUCAUCGGCAUUUGGUGUCUUUAGUGGGCUACUGCGUCUCUGAGAAUCAUAGAUUGCUCAUCUAUGAUUUUGUUCCCAAUAAGACUCUUGAGCAUCAUCUCCAUGGCGGUAAUGGAGUACCCGUGUUGGAUUGGUCCAAAAGACUCAAAAUCGCUUUAGGAGCUGCAAAGGGUUUGGCAUAUCUUCAUGAAGAUUGCCAUCCCAGAAUUAUUCACAGAGACAUCAAGUCAGCCAACAUUUUGCUGGAUGAUGCUUUUGACGCACAGGUUGCAGACUUUGGACUUGCAAAACUGACAAACGAUACAAACACCCACGUUUCGACUCGUGUCAUGGGGACAUUUGGAUACAUGGCGCCUGAGUACGCAUCAAGUGGGAAAUUGACAGACAGAUCAGAUGUGUUCUCGUUUGGGGUUGUGCUUCUUGAGCUUAUUACUGGUCGUAAGCCUGUUGAUCCCACUCAGCCUUUGGGGGAUGAGAGUUUGGUUGAAUGGGCUCGUCCACACCUCCUUCACACCCUUGAAACUGGGGUUUUUGACGGAUUGAUAGAUCCACGCCUUGGAAAACAGUAUGUGGAAAGUGAAAUGUUCAGAAUGAUCGAAGCAGCAGCUGCCUGCGUUCGUCAUUCGGCUCCCAAAAGGCCUCGCAUGGUUCAGGUGGUGAGAUCACUAGAUAUUGAAACAGACAUGUCUGACCUCUCCAAUGGUGUCAAAUAUGGCCAGAGCACCAUCUAUGAUUCUGGACAAUACAGUCAAGACAUCUCUAAAUUCAGGAGAAUGGCGCUUGGUGGAGACAGCUCCGACUUCGACAUUUACAGUAGCGAAUACAGUUCCAGAGAAAUGAAUGCAAGUGGGGAAUCAUGGAGAUUCGAAAACAACUCAAGCGGUGAAUCAGAAACUCGAGCUUUUCACGGACGAACUGGCGCACCACAAAGUCACCCUAGCGGUCGACAAUUCUAAUAUGAUGCUGAAACAAGACGUAAAUAACGUGCAAAGCUUCUUUCUUCUUUCUUUUCCCCACCAUUUUGACUUAGUUUUCUCUUUUUUCAUCAUAAACUUAUACAUCCUUCUAGACUAACGAGGUGUGGAAUAGUGAUUUGGAAUUUUACAAUUGAGCCCCAACUAGUAAACACCAUAUAAUAUAAUUGGUUGACCAGUGAUAUUCUACUUC
This is a messenger RNA of Cucurbita pepo subsp. pepo (vegetable marrow), 3307 nucleotides long. RefSeq names its product proline-rich receptor-like protein kinase PERK13. The record is from RefSeq and is a predicted model, not a curated record. Gene Ontology annotation, molecular function: protein kinase activity; ATP binding. NCBI's taxonomy places the organism in Eukaryota, Viridiplantae, Streptophyta, Magnoliopsida, Cucurbitales, Cucurbitaceae. Gene Ontology annotation, biological process: protein phosphorylation.